Messenger RNA from Funneliformis geosporum, 266 nucleotides. NCBI's taxonomy places the organism in Eukaryota, Fungi, Glomeromycota, Glomeromycetes, Glomerales, Glomeraceae. The record is from the annotation of a GenBank genome assembly.
GUAAUGAAUUUAAGACUAAUGGUUGUGAAUUUGCUGUCGACACAGUUGAGUUUAACAUUAAUUUUUGCACCACAGAAUUAGGAAAAGACCAUUCGAUCUCAGAACAUAUAAUUUGUAUAAGACUUGUUCCAAUGAAUAAUUCUUCUGCCACUGAGAAUACUGCUGAAGACUUUGUUGAUUCUGCUACUGCAGAACGUCUACCAUUUGAUGUUGCAUAUGUACAAGGAAUCAUGAGUUUAUUCAUCGUUGCGGUGAAAGAAUUAUAG